UAAUGUAAACCAGAUGCUUGUAUGGUUGUGUUGAAGAGAAAUUACCAAAAACAGCAGUUUACAAGAUUUGAGAUGAUGCAGAAUAUGCAAAUCAACAGCCCUUUCCUGUUCUGUGUGGUUUAGGAAUGUGAUGCCACAGUAAAAAGAAAAAAUUGAGCUAUAAGUGGAAGCUCAGCUGGUAUAUUAGAAAUCACUCAAGGUAGCAGUGGACGUGGGCUAAACUAAUGAGGAAAUAAAAGACAGCUUGAAGUAUACCUGAAACAAUUCCAGAUCAAAUUGAAAACACCUGAAGUGGAUGCCCCUUCCUGGCUUGAAGAUUAAUCUCUGAACCAAGCAGAGAGAUCGACUGCAACUUUGAAUGAACAAAAGGUUGUUAAUCAAGUACUAUCUUGAUAGUAAUUUGACAAGAUGGAGAAGGCAUCUUUCAGUUUGCUCUCUGUGAAAAUCAUACAAAUAACCAAUUUACAAAAAGCCAAUUUAUUUAGCCAGUCUGAUUGCUAUGUGAGCUUGUUCCUGCCAUCAGCUUCAUUUGAAACGGCUCGGACAAAGAAUAUUAAGGACUGUAAAGAUCCAGUAUGGAAUGAAACCUUCUGCUACAGGAUACAGAAUCAAGUCAAAAAUAUUUUGGAGCUGAUCGUUCAUGAUGAAAACCACUGUCUUUUGGAUGGUGACCCCUUCACUGUUCUCUUCGACAUUGCUAAACUUCAGCUUGGAGAAACAAUUUGCCUCACAUUUCCAUUGGAUCCAAAAAUUCAAGAAAAUCUGGAAGUAGAAUUUAGUCUGGAAAAUAUCUCAGCUCCUCCUGAGAAUAUUGUUACUAAUGGUGUACUAGUGUCCCGUGAAAUUUCCUGCUUGGAGAUAGAAGUGAAUAAUAUGAAACGUGUUUCAAAAGAUGAAAUUGCUUUAUUUACUAUGCAAGGAUGCUAUGAAGAAUCUCAGAAACUUCCAUUGACUUCUUCUGUUCCUCUUGAAUUUCAAUGCGUCAAGUGUAAAGAAUCUGCCCUAAAAGUUGAAUUACUAAAGAAUUUGUGUGGCAUAAAUUCUUGUUUUACAGAUAGAAACACAGAUAAAACUGUUUGUCUUACUUUACCUCUGGAUUCAAUCUCUAUGGAAAAAGAAGUCAUUAUAACCCAGGACAAAUCAAUUGACUUAUGUGUAAAGGUAAAAGAGUGGCAAAAAGAGCUUGAUGUACGUUUAGACUAUGAACUGUGUCCAGAUGAACAAAUAUUUAUACAGAAAAGGAAGAAAAUUGUAGCAGCUGCCCUGAAAAGGGUUCUUUGCAUGGACAACGAUUUGCAAGAUCAAGAGAUACCUGUGGUAGCUAUCAUGGCCACAGGAGGUGGAGCUCGGGCAUUUACAGCUUUACAUGGCCAUUUACUUGGUCUUCAGAAACUGAAUCUCUUAGACUGCCUCAUGUACAUUUCUGGAUCUUCUGGUUCUACUUGGACACUUUCAAAUCUGUAUGAAGAUCCUGAUUGGUCACAGAAGGAUCUUUUAGGACCGAUUGCAGAAGCUCGCAAAAACAUGUCCAAAUGCAAGCUGGAUUGCUUUACAUUAGACCACUUAAAAGAAUACAAUGAUAUUCUGAAGCAGCGGAAAAAAGAUGGCUACAAAACCUGCAUUACUGACCUCUGGGGACUUUUCAUUGACCAAGCAUUAGGAAAUGGGAGAUGUAGCAGCACACUUUCAGAGCAGAAGCAUGCCCUGAAUCAUGGUCAGAGUCCUCUGCCCAUGUAUUUGGUCCUGAACACCAGGGACAAAUAUAGCCUUCAAGAAUUUAAAGAGUGGAUGGAAUUUACUCCUUUUGAGGUUGGAUUAUUAAAAUAUGGUGCUUACAUUCGUGCUGAAGACUAUGGAAGCAAAUUCUUUAUGGGUCGGAUGAUGAAGAAGAUCCCAGAAUCUCAAAUCUGCUUCAUGAAAGGUUUGUGGAGUAAUGUGUUUUCCUAUAACCUCUUGGAUGCAUGGCGUGAAAUUGACAGUUCAGAAGAUAGUUUUUUGUAUAGCUAUACCCAGGAAAAAAUAAAGCAAAUAGGAGAAAAACCACCUCUGCCACCAGUAGCAGAAGCAGUGAAUACUUACCUGGUCAUGCCUACACAUAAGACUAUGAAGUUACUUCGCGAAGUCAUAACAGAGCGUGUAUCAACAUCAGAGGUCUACAGUUUCUUAAAUGGAUUCCAAUUAAACAAUGGAUAUCUAGAGAAUAAAAAUUUUUAUAUAUGGAAAGAUACUGUACUGGACACUUUUCCUAACCAGUUGAUGACUCCAUUGGAAUAUCUGAACCUUGUAGAUACAGCUGCCUUUAUAGACACCAGCUAUGCACCACUGAUGAGACCAGAGAGAAAAGCGGAUGUCAUUAUACAUUUGAAUUAUUCUUCAGGCUCACAAACAGCACCUUUAAACGAAGCCUCCAGAUACUUUACAAAGCAAGGGAUUCCAUUCCCCAAAAUAGAUCUGAGUAGAGAAAAGAAUCUGAAGGAGUGUUAUGUUUUUGAAGAUACUACAGAUUCCAAAGCACCUAUUGUGGUUUUUUUCCCACUAAUAAAUGAUACCUUCAAGAAAUACAAAGCACCAGGUAUGAAACGUGCUCCCACUGAACUGAAGCAAGGUGAAGUUGAUGUAACUAGUCCUCUUUCUCCAUAUGGAAUACUAAACUUUCAAUACUCCGAGGAAAAUUUUGAUAAGUUAAUAGAGCUAACUAGUUACAACAUUCAGAAUAACAAAAACUCAAUCCUUCAAGCUUUACAAAGAGCAAUAGAGAGAAAAAAGCCUCAGACGAAAUAGACAUCGUUUCAAAUAUGAGUGGAAGACUGCUGAACCAGCUGUUGCAAUUUCCUUGGUCUAAUUUAUCAUUAAUGGCUAUGUCAGUUUACUAUACUUUAAGAUCAUAAUAUAUUUUGGUUAUGGCAUUAUAUUAGUAGAUCUUGGGAGCAUUUAAUCUGUAUAGUAGCAUCUGAAUUUUAGAAAGUUUUCCCAGGAAUAUUCAUUGAACAGUCAUUUCUUUAAGACAUCAAACAAAAUGUGCCUUGAGUGAUAUGAAUCACAAUUGUAAUGUUUGUUUCCUUCAUGUGUAUGUUAGACCCUUAUUAUUCUUGAUACUAUUAUUUGGAUUGUUAUUGCUGUGACUAUAGGUUAUUAUAUCUCUAAUUUAUUAUGUAAUAAAUAUAAUAAGCAUAUUAUGUAUUUCUAGUAGCCAAUAUUCUUUGACCAGUUUACAAAUAUUUUUUUAAAAAUCUAUGAAAGAUAAAAACAAUAUGAUAGCAUUACUCUUUUCCCUUUGUUCUCAAUAAAUAAACUAAGCAGAAAAAAAGUUGCAACUGGAAGCUAUAAUUUAAGAGGGAACUGGGCCCUUGGGCCUCCAAAGAGGUUGGUAUUAUCUAAGCAACAUGAGCAGAAGAGGUUGGGGGAUUAAUAUACCCCAAUAUUAUAUCAGUGUAAAAUAAGCUUUAAAACUUGCAUGGCAAGAGGAGCAAGAACUGCCAGUUCUUGACAGAGAAGAAGAAAAGCAACUUCAUUUAAUCUGAAAUAUUGGGAUGGAUAAUUAAGGUAUUGUGAAAGAAGAAAAGAUUCGGGGUAGGAAAACAUUAUUCUGGAAAUGUCAAAUGAAUUUAAAUUGUGAGAAUUAGAUAAAAGAUACAAGGGAAAAAUCCCAUAGUGGGGUGGGACUGAUUUGGGGCUUAUUGGGUGUUUUGGUCUGUUCUGAAAAAUAGUUUUUGUUAACAUUGUCCUUUAAUGAUAUUACAUUACCUCCAAACUCGGUUUGAUCAAGUGUGCUAAAUCAUAAACACAUUUCCAAGGAAAACA
Molecule: messenger RNA, 3801 nt
Organism: Pantherophis guttatus
Lineage: Eukaryota; Metazoa; Chordata; Lepidosauria; Squamata; Colubridae
Product: cytosolic phospholipase A2 epsilon-like
Biological process (GO): glycerophospholipid catabolic process
Cellular component (GO): cytosol
Molecular function (GO): calcium ion binding; calcium-dependent phospholipid binding
Source: RefSeq, a predicted model, not a curated record